AUGAACGUGCCACCUCCACCUUAUAUUGAAACACCAGCAACUUCUUUAACACAGUCGACAUCAUUAAAUGUCCCACCUAUUACACAAACUUUCUACACAGAUUCAGAAGGAGAUCGACAUUGCUUAACUUGUAAUCAAUUAAUACAAGCCCCUUGUGAUAGGUGUACUACCUGGUUUUUUGCUAGUUUUUGCGCCUUUUUAACUCUGUUUUUGUAA
Meloidogyne enterolobii is the source of this 216-nucleotide messenger RNA. Lineage: Eukaryota; Metazoa; Nematoda; Chromadorea; Rhabditida; Meloidogynidae. The record is from the annotation of a GenBank genome assembly.